AUGUCUGGUUUUGGAGAACAUUAUUCCUCUGUUUCCAUAACUGGAAAAUCGUCGCCUGAGAAGCAAGAUACCCAAGUUGGAAGGGAGUCGUCAAGAAGUGCACUACUGAAUCAAAACGAAGAUGGUGUGUUUGGUGAUUCUUCUCUGAGAGAAAGCGAAAUGUUCAAGGAGACUGCUAAUGACGAGAGAGACAAAUUUCCCUCAGAGCGGUCUAGCCUUGUAGACUUGAACGAUGGAGUGGAUGAGUUUUUCGACGUUCCAGAACCGUCAGAUAAUGACCCGUUGGAUGAAAGCUGGACCUCAGAUUAUGAUUCGGAUACAUACUCUCAGGAAUCCCGCCAGCCAAAACUAAAUAGCGCUACGAGCUUAGUGAAAAAAUUACACGAUCUUGCAGUUCAAAAGAGGGGCUAUGUUGACCUGCAUGAGAAGGCGAGGGAAGAGAGUAGCACGCCUUGCUGCUAUGGAACCACUCUUCCAACUGAUCCUACUUGUGCUUUGCCUUGUAGUUGGACAACGACCGAUCCCUCUACUUUUCUCAUCCGAGGAAAGACUUAUCUUUCAGACCAGAAGAAGGUCAAGGCAAAGGGUACACUGAUGGAAAUGGUAGCUGCAGACUGGCUAAAAUCUGAUAAGCGGGAGGAUGAUUUGGGGUCCCGUCCUGGAGGCAUCGUUCAGAAAUAUGCAGCAAAAGGUGGACCAGAGUUCUUUUUCAUCGUGAAUAUACAGGUUCCAGGAUCAACAACGUACAGCCUUGUGCUUUAUUACAUGAUGAGCACACCCAUUGAAGAGCAUCCUUUGCUAGUUAGCUUUGUUAAUGGUGAUGACGCAUAUAGGAAUUCACGGUUCAAGCUCAUUCCUUACAUAUCCAAGGGAUCUUGGAUAGUUAAGCAGAGUGUGGGAAAGAAAGCGUGCCUUAUUGGUCAGGCCCUGGAGAUCAAUUACUUCAGGGGAAAGAACUAUAUUGAGCUGGGCGUUGAUAUUGGCUCAUCAACUGUUGCAAGAGGAGUUGUGAGUCUUGUUCUUGGUUACCUCAACAAACUCGUGAUUGAAAUGGCAUUCUUGGUACAGGCGAAUACCGAAGAGGAGCUCCCGGAAUAUCUUCUUGGAACUUGUCGGUUAAACCAUCUAGACGCUUGCAAAUCAGUUUCACUUAUUCCAUAG
Eutrema salsugineum is the source of this 1161-nucleotide messenger RNA. RefSeq names its product protein ENHANCED DISEASE RESISTANCE 2-like. The record is from RefSeq and is a predicted model, not a curated record. The transcript is spliced from 2 exons. NCBI's taxonomy places the organism in Eukaryota, Viridiplantae, Streptophyta, Magnoliopsida, Brassicales, Brassicaceae. Bases 1 to 1161 code for a protein of 386 amino acids.